Cladocopium goreaui is the source of this 534-nucleotide messenger RNA. The record is from the annotation of a GenBank genome assembly. NCBI's taxonomy places the organism in Eukaryota, Dinophyceae, Suessiales, Symbiodiniaceae.
AUGCUGUGCCCUUACUGUGGCGAGGUCCGCUACUCCAAGGAAUGCAGACCUUGCCAAGUAAGGGAACAAAAACAGGUUGUUGGCAAUUAUGCUGGUUGCCGCAUUUGCGACCAUCUCCCUGCCACAACUCAAAGAAGAUUGGCGGAGAAAGUGGAGUGGAGGUAUUGGUAUUUGAUGGAGCCACCGGCCCAAGCUGCAUUGGAGAACUUGGCGCGCCCGGCCCAUCAGGAACCUCCAACGACGAAGGAGCGGUUGCACCAUUCUUUUCACACCGACCCAAAUCAGGUUGGAGUUGGAGAAAAGCUUGCGUCCAAGCUCUUCAAAAUCCUUUUCAGGCCCUACGCGGGGGAAGCUGGGAUUCAAAACAGAAAGGCAGCCGACCUAUUGGAGGUCAUCAUGGAGAUGGCGUGGAACCAAAAUCAUUACCUGUGGAGACAGCUGCAGGAGUUCAUGGACAUGGUGCAUUACUUGGAGCUCUACAGGGAGAUUAUUCCACCGGUGGGCAACACAUUCUUCGACCAAUUUUUGGCAUGA